GAUUUGGGUGCAUGAUUCACAUCCAGAGGCACAGAGAAAGAGCUUGAGAGAGGGAUCCUGUGGCACAUUCCAGCCAUGGUGCCCCCUUGGCCUGGAUGGAUGGCCAGCUUCUUGCUCUGCUUUGGCUCCUUGGCUCACGCGUUACGCAUCCAAGAAUAUCUCUACUUCCAAGUGCUGAGCCCUGGAGACAUCCGCUAUAUCUUCACCGCCACACCGGCUAAGGAUUUCGGGGGCGUAUUUAACACAAGGUAUGAGCAAAUCUACCUGGUUCCAGCAGACCCUCCAGAGGCUUGUGGAGUGCUAAACAAUGGUGUCUUCAUAGAUGGCCAGAUCGCCUUGGUGGAGCGCGGGGGCUGCUCAUUCCUAUCCAAGACCCGCAUUGUCCAAGAGCAUGGAGGCCGUGCGGUGAUCAUUGCAGACAACGCCUAUGACAACGACAGCUCUUAUGUCGAGAUGAUCCAGGACAGCACCCAGCGGACAGCGGACAUCCCUGCCCUCUUCCUUCUUGGGAGAGAUGGGUACAUGAUCCGGCGAUCCUUGGAGCAGCACGGCCUCCCAUGGGCGGUCAUCUCCAUCCCCGUCAACGUCACCAGCAUCCCGACGUACGAGCUCAUGCAGCCUCCGUGGACUUUUUGGUAGCACACGUGGCCAAGGAUGCUGGUGGCCACAUCAAGGAGAAACCAAAGAGCAGAGCUGGGCUGGAACAGCAGAGACUCCAAUGUCUUGUGAGCAACCUGCGAAAGGAGCAUAGACUAGCGGCUCAUGACUGAUUGAAUCUCCUCAAAGCCUCCGGAGCCAUACUUAGGAAGAGAGACCUGUCUUGGUCCACCUGGCCCAGUGUUGUCAACUCUUGUCCAGCAGCAAUAACUUUUCAGGGUUUUAGAUAGGAUUUUCUCCUAGCCAUUGCUGGAAACUCCUGAUCUUCCCCACCAUAAGAAGAGCCUAAAAAGCUGGUUUAUUAUGAAUCAGACCCUUGGUGCCUCUAGUCGAGUUAUUACCGAUUCUGACUGGUUAUGAUUUCAGGUAGAAACACAGCCAUGUUUUCCCCAGCUGGUGGUCUCUCAUCCCAGGACCUGGACCUCCUUAGCAGCCCAAAUCAUAUGAGAUCAAGGGGGAUGGGUCCUUUUGGGGAUCCUUUUUCUUUUCCAGAUGAAAAGGACUUGCUUGCAACCAGCGAGCCAGCGUGGUGUAGUGGUUUGUGUUGGAUUAUGGAGACCAGGGUUCGAUUCUUGCUUGGACAUGAAACCCACUUCAUGAUCUUAGGUAAAUCACAUGCCCUCAACCUCACAGGAAGGCAGUGGCAAGGCUCCUCUAAACACAUCUUGCCAAGAAAACUCCAUGAUAGGUUCACCUUACGGUUGCCAUAAGUCGGAAACUACUUGGAAGGCGCACAGCAGACACACAACUCUCAUUGGCACUGGCUGGUCUCAGGUGAACGUUGUCAUUGCUGGACCAGAUGAGGAAAUGGCUCGCCAUUGCUAAAGUUCUGUUGCCAACUGCACAACCCACACAGUUGUGAAAUUUGCUGGCUUUGGCUAUUAUCUCCCAUCUCAAGGCAGUAAAUAGGUUGUAUGUUUGAAAAAGGAAACUUGUUCCUUUUUCCUUUGUUGUGUGCGUUCAGGUCAUUUCAGACUUAUGGCGACCCUAAGGCGGAUCUAUCAUGGGGCUUUCAUGGCAAGAUUUGUUCAGGGCUGGUUUGCCAUUGCCUCCUCCUGAAGCUGAGAGCGUGUGCUUUGCCCAAGGACAACCCAGUGGGUUUUAUGGCUGAGCUCCUGGGCAUUCAGAAAACCAGGCUCUCCCACCUCUCACAAGCUUUGUCCCUGAACGAAAGCAUCAUGAGAUGCCCAGCGUGGCUCCUUUUCUGUUCUGAUCUGCGAUGGUGGAGCCAUCCUUGCUUGUUGCUGCUCACCCUGAAACAAACCAACAUUGUUAACCUUCUGUGGGUGCAUCUACACUGAAGAAAUUAUGCUGUUCGACAUCACUUUACAUGCUGUAGCUCCCUCCUAUGAAAUCCUGGGAUUUGCAAUUUUACAAGGCCUUUAGCCUUCUCUGCCAGAGUGCUGGUGCCUCACAAAACUACAAAUCCCAAGAUUCUAUUGGAUAGCACUAUGGCAGUUAAAGUACUGUCAAACUGCAUUAUUUCCUCAGUGCAGAUGACUUAUUAAAUAUAUUCGAAGCCUGCCGACUCUUGGUACAUAGCUAUGCUUUUCUGAUCGGUUCCAGCUCCAACUCCCAUAGUCCCAGCCAAAGAGCUUUCUGGCUGGGGAUAAUGGGGGUUAUAGUCAAAACAAUCUAGAGGGUACCACGUAGUGGAAGGCAGUUACAACAUGUGAAGUCACAGACAUAGGUUUUUUUACCCAUGACCCUGUCCAAAACUGAGGAAGUCAACUCUUUCAGGUAUUGGAUGAUUUUUGUGAACUGCUGAACAUUAAAUAUCUAUCUCUA
Sceloporus undulatus (fence lizard) is the source of this 2445-nucleotide messenger RNA. It is a transcript of the gene PRADC1, whose product is annotated as protease associated domain containing 1. Lineage: Eukaryota; Metazoa; Chordata; Lepidosauria; Squamata; Phrynosomatidae. The transcript is spliced from 5 exons. The coding region runs from base 76 to 639 and encodes 187 amino acids. The record is from RefSeq and is a predicted model, not a curated record.